UAAGGAGGAGGAGGAGAAGGCGCGUGAGUGAGAGUGUGGGGGUUGAGUAGUGGAUCCCACCACCCAUGUGCACUCUUCCUCUGUCUCCACCAGCUCCUGCCGCUCAAUCAUUAGACCCCUCUGUUCCCCUCUCUCUAAACUCUAAACUCCAAACUCACUCACUCUCUCAAAACACUCUCAACAACCAUAAACCCUCAUCCUCUCUCUCUUCUUCUCUUCUCUCUCUCUCUUGUUCUCUUCUCUCAGUACAAUAAAACCAACCAUUGCUUUCUCUCUCUUACUUAAAACAACAACCCCCCAAUCCCCCAUGUCUAGCUCCGACGGAACCACUAACGGCGUCAGUAACGGCUCAAUCAUUGAUCCACAGCGUCAACAAAUAACCGUCAAGAAACCGCCGUCCAAGGACCGUCACAGCAAGGUCGACGGCCGUGGACGCCGUAUAAGGAUGCCAAUCAUAUGCGCCGCACGUGUCUUCCAGCUCACGCGCGAGUUGGGCCACAAGUCCGACGGUCAAACCAUCGAGUGGUUACUUCGUCAAGCCGAGCCCUCUAUCAUAGCCGCCACCGGCACUGGCACCACUCCCGCCAGCUUCUCCUCCGUCUCCGUCUCCCUCCGCGGCGGCGCCGUCUCCAACUCACUCUCCUCCCCUUCCACCACCUCCGAUCAUAAGCCCUUGCUUGCUCCCACGCCCUUUAUACUCGGCAAGCGUAUACGCACGGAUGACGACGCCUCUCCUGCUUCAAAGGAUGAUGGCGUCUCUGUAGGGUCUUUGGUUGGGCCUGCUGCCCCUGCCGGGUUGUGGGCCCUUCCCACGAGGCCCGAUUUCGGACAAUUUUGGAGCUUCGCUGCGGCUGCUGCUCCGCCGGAAAUGGUGGUGCAGCCGGCGGCGGUGUCGGUUUCUCAGCAGCAGCAGGCUUCGUUGUUCGUUCAUCAUCAGCAUCAUCAUCAGCAGCAGCAACAAGCCAUGGGAGAAGCUUCGGCGGCGAGACUGGGGAAUUAUCUUCCGGGGCAUCUGAAUUUGCUAGCUUCAUUGUCCGGAGGUCCUGGAAAUUCUGGUCGGAGAGACGAUGAGCCUCGUUGAUUGGUUCUCGGAGCUACUUGUUGGUGGUGGAUUGUGGAAGGUGGUGGUGUUUUCUUCGUAUAUAUAUUUAUAUAUAUUUUGCGUUAUGGCUAUCGCUUUGUUGUGUGUGGAAAGCAGAAGAUUCUGAGUAUAAUUUAGGGUUAGUUUAUUUUUUUUCUUUUUUAGUUUUAAGUGGAGAAGUCCAUCAAUCAAGGAAUCCAAUUAGGAUUUUUAUUUCCUUCUGGUUUGGAAAAAUUAGUUAGGUUUUUAGAAGUUCAAAAUUGUUUAGAUUCUGGGGUUUUGCUGGAGGAGAAAAACGGAGAUUAUAAUAUUUAUAUUUGUGAUGGUGAUAAAUUGCUACGGAUUGAGGCUGGAAGCGGUUUUCAGAACCUUGAUCAGUAUGCAAGUACAGUGGAAUUCAUAUUGUUGUUGUGAAGCUGAGUAGAGUUCUCCAAGUUGAAGACCAAGCUUGGAAUGAUGGAAUUGCAUUGUUGCUUCUGUUUCACUUUAUUAGUGGGUUUUGAGGUUUGACUGACUCGACUAAUUGGGUCUAGAAGUUUGGUUAUUGUUGCAGUUGAAGUAAUUAGUGCUUGCAAGCUUGUUUUUAAGCUGAGUGAUUGUGUUUCUCAAGUUAAACUGUCACUCCCAAUUUGUUGGAGUACCCUACUUUCCAGUAUAGAUUGAGAAUUUAUGUUCUCUUGGCUGCAAUUGGGGCAUCUUUUAAGGGAUUGAGGUCCGUUUAAAGUGGCUAUGUUAUGAAUUUGGCACAGCUGCUGGUGAGUUAUGCUUUCUCUCCUCCGCUUUCACGCUCCUUGUUGGUCUUAGUUGUUUCAGAGGUCACUGGUGUGUGAAAGAUAAAGCUCUGGUUGUACACUGUAUGACCUCUGUUUUGAGAUUUUUAUCUGCAAUUCUUAGCCAUUUCUUAGAUUGAUCAGCGUGAGAAUAAUGUUUUCUUGUAUGUAAGUGGAUUGUUUUGGGUGUGAAUAAAAAACCCAUCUGUUUCUUUCUUUAUAUUUUAAUCACUUGCCACGUUCUUUUUUCAAUUUUGAAUGUCAUUCGAUUCAGUGUGCUUUCUGUUAUUAAAUUCUUAUAGGGAAUUGGACCUUUCUGAAUAUGGCCUGCCUAUAUUAUAAUUCAUUUGAGUGUUUUGAAACUUCCACCAUGUUUGAUUUCGUCGUAGUAUCUUCAGUUUUCUGCUAGUUUUUGUAAUUUCCAUGGUACUGUUUCUGGGAACUUGUACUCUGGCUUUUUCAGUAAUUAAGGAAAGGAAAGAUAAGGUUAGGUACAACCUGUAUUCAAGUCUUAAAUUCAUAACAAUAAAGAUCUAACCUACAUGGUGUGGUUACUAUUUUUAUUGUUUCACCUUAGGUUAAAACAAAUAUGGUGUUGGUGCAUUUGAUUCAACAUUCGACCUGGGUUGUUAUUGAUGUAAAAACUCAAUUUUGGCUGAUAUGUUGUAUCUCAAUAAUGACAUAUUUAUACUGGUUGUUAUGACUUUGGCUUUUAAUUGC
Messenger RNA from Gastrolobium bilobum, 2571 nucleotides. RefSeq names its product transcription factor TCP7. Lineage: Eukaryota; Viridiplantae; Streptophyta; Magnoliopsida; Fabales; Fabaceae. The transcript has a single exon. Gene Ontology annotation, cellular component: nucleus. Gene Ontology annotation, biological process: regulation of circadian rhythm. Bases 308 to 1081 code for a protein of 257 amino acids. Gene Ontology annotation, molecular function: sequence-specific DNA binding; DNA-binding transcription factor activity. The record is from RefSeq and is a predicted model, not a curated record.